Messenger RNA from Oncorhynchus masou masou (cherry salmon), 2985 nucleotides. Its product is annotated as spindlin-W-like. Gene Ontology annotation, biological process: gamete generation. The transcript has 5 exons. The record is from RefSeq and is a predicted model, not a curated record. The coding region runs from base 113 to 838 and encodes 241 amino acids. NCBI's taxonomy places the organism in Eukaryota, Metazoa, Chordata, Actinopteri, Salmoniformes, Salmonidae.
UGUAGUUCCCGUAGUCAGACUGUUUCCUUGUAGCCUUCAUGAGGCGGAUUCUGCUCAGCAGAGGGAAGUAGAUAUGAAAAUAGGGGCCAGGAUUGUGUGAAUUUCUGGAAAUAUGUCCAAGAAAAGGGGCAGAAAGCGUAGCAGCGGCGAGCUGAGUGAGAGUUCUGGUUUGUCUCUGUCGUCGACCCUAGACCCUAACAACCUGCUUGGCCUGCGGAUUGAGCACAAUUGGAGGGAGAAGGGCAACCUAACCAAGUGGAAAGGCACAGUGCUGGAGCGCCUCACCGUCAACACCUCCCUGUACAUGGUCAAAUACGACGGCUUCGACUGCGUCUAUGGCAUUGAGCUGUUCAAAGAUGAGCGGGUGUCCAACCUGCAGGUUUUAACAGAGAAAGUCGUAAACAACAAGAUCAAGGUGCCCCACGAUGCUCCAGAGCUGGUGGGCAAGGCUGUGGAGCACCUGUUUGAGAAGGAGGACGGUGAGAAGAACGAGUGGCGGGGCAUGGUGCUGUCUCGCGCCCCCAUCAUGACCAACUGGUACUACAUCACCUAUGAGAAGGACCCUGUGCUCUACAUGUACCAGCUCUGGGACGACUAUAAGGAUGGAGACCUCCGCAUCCUCCCUGAAGCAGAGAACAAACACCUGCUGCCUGCGGACAGGAAGCCAGGCGAGGAGACAGAGAGCCUUGUGGGUAAGCAGGUGGAGUACGUCACUGAUAAGGGCGUGAAGAGAACUGGGCUGGUUAUCUACCAGGUUCCCGCCAAACCCUCCGUCUACUACAUCAAAUACGACGACGACUUCCACAUCCACGUUUAUGACCUGGUCAAAACCACCUAGAAUACAACUUGACCUGGUCAAAACCACCUAGAAUACAACUAGACCUUGUCAAAACCACCUAGAAUACAACUAGACCUUGUCAAAACCACCUAGAAUACAACUAGACCUUGUCAAAACCACCUAGAAUACAACUCGACCUUGUCAAAACCACCUAGAAUACAACUCAACCUUGUCAAAACCACAUAGAAUACAACUCAAACCUUGUCAAAACCACCUAGAAUACAACUCGACCUUGUCAAAACCACCUAGAAUACAACUCGACCUUGUCAAAACCACCUAGAAUACAACUAGACCUUGUCAAAACCACCUAGAAUACAACUAGACCUUGUCAAAACCACCUAGAAUACAACUAGACCUUGUCAAAACCACCUAGAAUACAACUCGACCUUGUCAAAACCACCUAGAAUACAACUCGACCUUGUCAAAACCACCUAGAAUACAACUCGACCUUGUCAAAACCACCUAGAAUACAACUCGACCUUGUCAAAACCACCUAGAAUACAACUCGACCUUGUCAAAACCACCUAGAAUACAACUAGACCUUGUCAAAACCACCUAGAAUACAACUAGACCUUGUCAAAACCACCUAGAAUACAACUAGACCUUGUCAAAACCACCUGGAAUACAAUCCGACCUGGUCAAACCUACCUAGGAAGGACUUUCUAGUCCCCCCGCCUCAGACCCUUACACCUGUACACCCACCUUGAGGUCGACUCCCAUUUGAACUCAGUCAAUUCAGGAAGUGAGUUCAAAAUUCAGUAUUUACCAAAUCGAAAUAUUGAGAGGCUUAAUUCAUCAAUGGAAUUUGAAUACCUCCCCUGAGUUGACUGGAUUGAAAUGAAACUCUACAAACCUGACACUUACUGUCAUUAUUGUGGACAUGUUCCCUGCCUUGUCUCAUCUAAUGGGAGAAGGACUACCAAGGUCAGAAGUUUGCUAAAAGUGUGAAAUCUGUGACUUAGAUCGACUAGGCUUUUGUAAACAGCUCAAAGCUUACAUCUAUUUAUUUUUCAUUUAAAGUAACUGUCAAACUUUUCCAGAUUUCUAUGAAAUAUGACAAUUAAUUACUUACAAUAUGAGAAAAAUAGUUUUCCUUUCAAAAAAAAGUAAUUAAGUAUGUUAAAAAGCAGCUUUUCUGUAUUUGAAUGGUGUGUGUGGUGGUCAUCACAAAUUUUAAUGCGAGUAGGCCGCUGAUUGGCCAUCUCAUCCUCCUCAGGAGUAUGACAUCAUACUCUAUUUAAACGGUCUGUUUUAGAUACAAGUUUGAGGUGGGGUUUUUGAAGUGUUUAUUUUUCUCCAAUUUAUGCUUUGGCCACAUGAGUAUAGGACGAGUCAACAAGAUUAUUUGGCUUAACAGAAUAUUAACUUUCUUUAAAGUUACAUUUUCACUCGACAGUUACUUUAAGAAACAAGAGAUGAAGCAGCAAUGUUUUAUUUUUCUUAUCUCUAUGUGCAACUUAUUUUAAAACAUAUUUAGCUUUCAUUUUUAUUUAUAUAUUCUGAAAUAAAACAUGGAUACGAACUUUGUACCAGGGCAAAAGCUUUGAUACAAUGUAUUCCCAACUGAUGGUUGAUGACUUGGUUACUAUGGACAAUAGAAUUAGUGUUUUGCUUGGUUAAGGAAGUAGAUAUUAUCAGUGAAAAUGACCUAUGUUAAUGUUCAAAUGUGUUGCUUGAAUAGUGCAAGAAAAUAAUGUUAUUUAAUUGAAAUUAUAAACAAUUGCCAAGAUUUGCCUGCUCAUGUUUCAGAAACACCCACGCCAGCUAAGCUCACAUUUUAAUUUGAGAGGAAUUGUUUGACUUAGCUACUAGUUUCAUAAGUUCAGAGAGUCAUGUUUAAGACAUUUUGGAUUACAAUCAAUCCGUAUUCAUGGUUGAAUAAUGUAAUAUUUCUGUCAUGUUGUUAGACCGUCAUGCCCGUAACUGUACUUACCUUUUGUAAAUACCUGUAAUGUGUGUCGCAUUUUAAAAAAUACUGCAAAGAUGUUUUGGUAUUAUUUGCUCUUCCUGUUUGAUGUUGAAUAAUGCUUUAUUUUGCGAUUGCAGCCAUUGUUGGUUCAUUAUUUUUCCCCACUAGUGUUCAGGUUUACUUAGCAUUUAAACCUUUUUUUUAAAUAAGGAAUUAAACAUAAAAAGUCAUAAAACUG